Molecule: messenger RNA, 816 nt
Organism: Abrus precatorius (Indian licorice)
Lineage: Eukaryota; Viridiplantae; Streptophyta; Magnoliopsida; Fabales; Fabaceae
Exons: 1
Coding region: 1-816 (271 amino acids)
Source: RefSeq, a predicted model, not a curated record
AUGGCUAACCCAACUCCAAUUCGUCCAUGGUCUCGCUUGGUCUCCUUGCGUUCUAUUCCUCCUCCUCAGUCAGAACCUAAACCUCAAACCUUACCAUCCCAGCUUGUAGAACCCCCUCUCAAAGCACCCCAAACAAGAAACACUUACUCUCAAGACAACAACUUCAGUGCCACCAAAUCUCUACCAACAACAACUACAACGGUUCAAAGCCAAACGCAAUCACAAAACCUCAAACUCACCACUCCCCCCACCUUUUCACCUUCCAAAUUGAAGCCUAAUACGGAGAAUGAAACUAAGAAACCGGUGGAAGAAGAGCCAAAAACCGUGCUUGUUAACGAGACCAUUGAAAAGCCUAAUGCCAAUGGCAAUGAUGACAAUGGUUCAAUGCAAAACGGAUCUCAAAAGCAAGGCACUGACCAUCAUGAAAAGCAUGUGACAAACAAAGAAAAUGAAACCAAAUGGAAAGGUAUUGACACAAAGCUUUUGGGUUGUGAGGGGUAUGGCAUAACAAGGGUCAUAACAAUUGCAGGGGAAAACAGAGGUGCUUACAUGGAAAUAAUCAAACCACAAAAGAAUCCCGUUAACAAGAUGGGAUAUUUAGGUGACGGAGAAGUCAACGCAAAUGGGAAGGACAAGAGUCAGAAAGUGAGAACACUAUCUUCACUUCCAAAGACUGGUUUCUACGUGAACAGCAAUGUGCAGUGUAUCAACAACUCAAUGGUGUUACACACGAGUUGCACACACCAUGAUCCAGGAGUGCACCUUAGUCUCUCAAAGAAGCCAUUUGGCAAACGUGUUGACGGCCAUCGCAAUUGA